UAACUCGCUCUUCCCUAUCCAUCCUAUUCCUCCGCAACUCCUGCCACCAUGACUCGUUUCUUCUGCUGCGGAAGCUACUUCCCCGGCUACCCUUGCUACGGAACCAACUUCCACAGGUCCUUCAGAGCCACCCCCCUGAACUGCGUCGUGCCCCUGGGCUCUCCCCUGAACUAUGGUUACGGCUGCAAUGGCUACAGUUCCCUGGGCUACAGCUUUGGCGGUAGUAACCUGUACAACAGGGGCUGCUGCUACGGCGGCAGCUUUUUCAGGCCAUGGGGCUCGAACUCUGGCUUCGGCUACAGCACUUACUGAUGGACCCGCCGCUCCAGGCAUCUGCAGAACUCUCCCUCGAUUCUCGGUGUGCCAACCAGCCUGAAGAGCAGCGGCUGUCUUCCUGCCUCCAGCUGCACGUGGGAGAUCCGUCUUCCGUCUUCUUGCUGACUUCUUACUGAGCUCCUGGUCUUUGCCGAUGCUGAACAAGCCAUCCGGGCAUCUAAUCUUGAACUGAUCCCCACCUACAGCCAACGAGAGCAAGAUGUGUUUCUCCGACGCACCUAAAUUUUAGCCGUGAAGCAAGUAGUUCGCCUCUUCUAGUUGAUCUGCUCCUGUGUUAUUAAAUUCUAUGUUGACAUCAAUGUAUUACAGUUGGGUGUGGGUAGAAAGGGGUUCUGCUGUCAGUCUCUUAAUAAAUCUAUUUCAUUCAGCACA
Ailuropoda melanoleuca (giant panda) is the source of this 708-nucleotide messenger RNA. It is a transcript of the gene KRTAP7-1, whose product is annotated as keratin associated protein 7-1. The coding region runs from base 49 to 312 and encodes 87 amino acids. Lineage: Eukaryota; Metazoa; Chordata; Mammalia; Carnivora; Ursidae. The transcript has a single exon. The record is from RefSeq and is a predicted model, not a curated record.